Vicugna pacos (alpaca) is the source of this 3964-nucleotide messenger RNA. It is a transcript of the gene GABRA2, whose product is annotated as gamma-aminobutyric acid type A receptor subunit alpha2. Gene Ontology annotation, cellular component: membrane. The record is from RefSeq and is a predicted model, not a curated record. NCBI's taxonomy places the organism in Eukaryota, Metazoa, Chordata, Mammalia, Artiodactyla, Camelidae. Gene Ontology annotation, molecular function: GABA-A receptor activity; extracellular ligand-gated monoatomic ion channel activity. Gene Ontology annotation, biological process: chloride transport; gamma-aminobutyric acid signaling pathway; monoatomic ion transmembrane transport.
AAGACGUGAGGACUGCAGUUCAUUGUAAUGAAAGAAUAAUAAUCGAAAAAAGUGGGCUGGCUUCCCUUUGCUUUUCUCGCUGUGGAUGCGGGGGUGGUCUUGGUGGAGGGGACUGUGGCACGAAGUACCCAUCUCUCCUCCCCUUUUUCGGUCUCCCCUCCAAACCAUUCUAUUCUCUAGCUCAGGGUCCCGUGUGUUAUUAUUACGUGUGUGUGCACAAAACAGUGUUUGCUUACGAUGGGGCUGGGGGAAGUUCCUGGCAGAACAAAGUCUGAUUAUUUGGUCGUCUUUCUUCCCAGAGAAGAAAAGAAAGAAAAGAAAAAAAAAAUCCUUGGGUCAUCACAGCCUACACUCACUCCGCUGGAAUAAUCUCCAUAUGCUUUAACUCCAAUUCCCAGUGGAAAUGUUAUUCUUUGGGGCCAUUUGGUUGGUGAGACUGAAUGUAAUUUUAAGUCUGUUUUGUUUUUCUUCCAAGACUUUACAAAGAGUGGCGAUGAAGACGAAACUGAACGUCCACAGCAUGCAGUUGCUGCUUCUUGUUUUCUUGGUGUGGGACCCAGCCAGGUUGGUGCUGGCUAACAUCCAAGAAGAUGAGGCUAAAAAUAACAUUACCAUCUUUACAAGAAUUCUAGACAGACUUCUGGAUGGUUACGAUAAUCGGCUUAGACCAGGACUGGGAGACAGUAUUACUGAAGUCUUCACUAACAUCUACGUGACCAGUUUUGGCCCUGUCUCAGAUACAGAUAUGGAAUAUACAAUAGAUGUUUUCUUUCGACAAAAAUGGAAAGAUGAACGGUUAAAAUUUAAAGGUCCUAUGAACAUCCUUCGACUUAACAAUUUAAUGGCCAGCAAAAUCUGGACUCCAGAUACCUUCUUCCACAAUGGGAAAAAAUCGGUAGCUCAUAAUAUGACAAUGCCAAAUAAGCUUCUUCGAAUCCAGGAUGAUGGGACUCUGCUGUACACAAUGAGGCUUACGGUUCAAGCUGAAUGCCCAAUGCACUUGGAGGAUUUUCCAAUGGAUGCUCACUCAUGUCCUCUGAAAUUUGGCAGCUAUGCAUAUACAACCUCAGAGGUCACUUAUAUUUGGACAUACAAUGCAUCUGAUUCAGUACAAGUUGCUCCUGAUGGCUCCAGGUUAAAUCAAUAUGAUCUGCUGGGCCAAUCAAUUGGGAAGGAGACAAUUAAAUCUAGUACAGGUGAAUAUACUGUAAUGACAGCUCAUUUCCACUUGAAAAGAAAAAUUGGGUAUUUUGUGAUUCAGACAUAUCUGCCUUGCAUCAUGACUGUCAUUCUCUCCCAAGUGUCAUUCUGGCUUAACAGAGAAUCUGUGCCUGCAAGAACUGUGUUUGGAGUAACAACUGUUCUAACGAUGACAACACUAAGCAUCAGUGCUCGGAAUUCUCUCCCCAAAGUGGCUUAUGCAACUGCCAUGGACUGGUUUAUUGCUGUGUGUUAUGCAUUUGUGUUCUCUGCCCUAAUUGAAUUUGCGACUGUUAACUACUUCACCAAAAGAGGAUGGGCUUGGGAUGGGAAGAGUGUAGUAAAUGACAAGUCCCCUUCAAUAAAUGCUGAAGGCAUUACAUUAAUAUACAACUCAGUGAAGGCAAUUCUUCAAGGAGCUAAGCUAAUAUGGUCCAAGUAUAUAGCUUUCUCAUGGCCCAAUUUAAUCCAAGGAAAGACUUUAGAGUACUUAGAGAAGUGGAUGGACUGUAUAACCUUCAAACAAUCUUCUAAAAAAGAAAAAGCCUCUGUCAUGAUACAGAACAAUGCUUAUGCUGUGGCUGUUGCCAAUUACGCCCCAAACCUUUCAAAAGACCCAGUUCUCUCCACCAUCUCCAAGAGUGCAACCACGCCUGAACCCAACAAGAAGCCGGAAAACAAGCCAGCUGAAGCCAAGAAAACCUUCAACAGUGUUAGCAAAAUUGACAGAAUGUCUAGAAUAGUUUUCCCAGUUUUGUUUGGUACAUUUAAUUUAGUUUACUGGGCUACGUAUUUAAACAGAGAACCUGUAUUAGGGGUCAGUCCUUGAAUUUAGACACAGGUUGACUUUGGGAUGUACAGCAACAUUAAACCUGGUUUGUUUUGCCAUGUACAGUCUGACUAAUAACUGCUAAUUUGUGAACCAACGUGUACAGUAUGUAUAUAGCUAUCUAGCUCAUAGACCUCUAAUGGAGACAUGCAUUUGCUAAACUCAUGGAACUGCAGGCAGAAAGCACCCCAUGCCCAAAGAGCCAUUGCCUUUUUUUAAAGAUUUAACCCUAGGAAUUGGUUUAAAGUGGAUUUCAGAUGACCUGAUUUAUUUCCUCUUCUUCUAAUAGCGAUGAAAAUGGAGAUCGUAUGCCACAAUUUCUGGACCCUUUUGAUUUAGGUCUUAAAUAGGAGUAUUUUCUACUGUUGCUUAACUAUAAUGUAAGAUAACAUUGUCUUUCCAAGAUGAAGCCCUCUAAAUAACAGAACUUCAUAUCUGCAACAUCAGUUCCCUUCCUGAGUGCUCAGAAGCCCUGCUAGUAUAAUUGGAAGCUUAGCACACAUCAGAAGAAAAACUAGAGAUUUGAAAUCAGCUUCUAAUUACUCUGUAUAGUAUCUAUAGCCAUGUACAUAUUACAGCAUGACAAAUUCAAAUAAUUAUGAGUCACCCUGACAGGAUAUUCAUUAUGUCUAGAAUUUAAUAACUAUCAGAAUGUCAUGGUCAUCACAUUUUUAGCAUCAGAAUUUAUUUGCAAGUAAUAAUUGAAAUCCUACAGAUUAUUUUAAUCAUUGGAAACUACCUUAAAUUAAAAAAAAAAGGACAAUAAAUAUAUCUUACUCUUUCCAGGUAUGUGUUGCAUUGAAAUUGAUCAGCUAAAUUUUCUUGGUGCUGGAGACUGGAACAAGUAUCCAGUUUGGCUGCUGUGGAGCAAAAUUCAUAUUGGAUUAGAAAAGUGUGCCAAGAACUCCCACUGAUGAGAAUUCAUAGGUGUCACAGAACAUAGACGAGCACUUAUACGAUUCUCUCCUUUCCUGUUUACUGCAAAUUCUGCCUUAAGGCUUCUUUUCAUCAGGACUCAGAAGCCACUCAUUAUAAAGGAAAGGGCAGUUAAUUGGCACAUUUUUCUGUCUUGAAAGCAGCUCUUUCAGAUAAGAAUUAAUGUAAAUCUGCUUUUGUAAAUUGCAACUUUAAAUUCCGCUAACUCAAAUUUACAGCUUUGUAUACCAGAAGAGGUUUUGGUAAGAGUUGAACAUUUUUAACCUGAAACUUUAAAGCAUCACUAACAGAUUGAGGAUUAGUUCACAUGCACAAACACUUCUCUCUCUCUCACACACAAACACACACACACUCACAAGAACACACACACACACACACACACAAUUAGCUAAAUUAGGACACAUACACAAACGUAGCUAAAUUAGAAACCAAAAUUUUCAAUUUUAUAUAAUUACUAAUUAUUAAUGGAUAAAACUCAUUUUUCUUUUAAUAUUUAAAAAAUACUCUCUAUCUCCCUGAAAUAUGUUAAUAGAAGUUAACAAUUGUGUCUUAUGCCUAGAUGCAACAGUUUUGGCAAACUUAAAAUCCUUUCGACUCACAUAUACAUUAGCAGUUAUUAGUUGACUUUUACUAAUAGAUACACCUUUCUGAUGGUGUUUUUGUAGAAACAUAAGUAGUCAAAUAGUGGCAUUUCUUGCAGUUUUGUACAGUAUUUCAGUAUAGUGCAUAAAUAGGUAUGUUCAUAAAAUCAGUAAAAGGAUUAUCCUAUGGAAAUAAGCAAAAUCACAACAAAAACUGCUAUUCCUUUGCCUCAUUUAAAUUUUUUUUUCAUUUUUCUUGUUUCAGUGUGAUUCUAUUAUGUGCUUUGCAUGACUGUAUUAAUACCAAGGUCACAAAUGCAUCUUACGAGCAGAAUUUGCCAUGAAGACAGCUUUGAUAUUAAAAAUUCCCUCACAAAAGGAAAUCCAUAACCCUUAAUAAAAUAAACUUGCAACAUGA